GAAUAUAUGAUCUUGAGAAAGAGAUAUGUCACAUCUUACAAGACUCAUCCAAGAUACAAGAUUAUAAUGCUAAGUUGCGGAACGAAUACAUAAAGAUCAAUGAUGAGGCCAGAUGGUUGAAGGUUAAAAAUUCUAAACUUUUUUCCCAAUAUGCUUGCGCGGAGACCUCUCUCACCAAAUAUAAAGCUAAAUAUCAUGCAAAAUCAGAGGAAGUGAAAUCACUUCAAUCUGUGAUUAAUUCAUUUCCCCCAGGAUACUUUGAUAAGAAUAAUCAGCCAGAUAGUCCUGAGAGAACUGAUUCAUAUGUAAAAAGUGGUGGCAAAAAAAAUAAUGAACCAGAGAGCUCUAGCGCUUCUUCAGAACAAAUCGUACCUGCUACUAUUUCCAAAGAAAAGAUUUCAUUAGGUGGUUCAGGAAACCCUAUCAAUAUAGACAAAUUACUAUCAUCG
This is a messenger RNA of Racocetra persica, 449 nucleotides long. Lineage: Eukaryota; Fungi; Glomeromycota; Glomeromycetes; Diversisporales; Gigasporaceae. The record is from the annotation of a GenBank genome assembly.